This is a messenger RNA of Fusarium graminearum PH-1, 447 nucleotides long. RefSeq lists its product as uncharacterized. The transcript is spliced from 3 exons. NCBI's taxonomy places the organism in Eukaryota, Fungi, Ascomycota, Sordariomycetes, Hypocreales, Nectriaceae. The record is from RefSeq and is a predicted model, not a curated record. Bases 1 to 447 code for a protein of 148 amino acids.
AUGCCCCUCCAUGAUAUCUGCACCAAGACUUUUUUGUUACACUUGAUUCCAUUACCCGUUUCGUGUACCGUUACGGGUAGUAUGCCGCUCACUGCAGAAACAAAAGACCUCCUUCCUCUUCCUUCCUAUCCCGUGCCCAAGCUUACAGAUAUGGAGUAUUCCAAGGAAAUCCUUCUCUUGUCGCGCAAUGCGCGCGAAUCUAACGACGGCUUUGCGCCGGGCAGAUGCGGUGCUCUCGGCGAUAAGUGGAGGUCAGAAUACAGGGGGCUGUAUCUUCAUCCAUACGAUCUACAAGAAUUGAUCCAUGAACUUGGAGAGAUAGACAUACUGAAGCAUAAUAUCGAUAGCAGAUCACUAGGAAGUCCAAGCUUGACCGGCAAGGCUCUGGCAUGUUAUGUGCUCAACAUCGUGACAAAAGUCUUUGCUCAGCUUCGGCUCUCGCUGUAA